Acanthosepion pharaonis is the source of this 1470-nucleotide messenger RNA. NCBI's taxonomy places the organism in Eukaryota, Metazoa, Mollusca, Cephalopoda, Sepiida, Sepiidae. The record is from the annotation of a GenBank genome assembly.
AUGACUUUUAUUCUUUCUUUCUUUCUUUCUUUCUUUCUUUCUUUCUUUCUUUCUUUUCUCCUUCUUUUUUUAUUUUCCAUAUCUCUUUCUCUCGCUUUCCUUCUUUCUUUCUUUCUUUUCUCCUUGUUUGUUAGUCAGUUUACCGUGGUUGCUUCAUUCUUUCUUUUUAUUUUCCAUAGUCUCUUUCUCUCGAUUUCUUUCUUUCUUUCUUUCUUUCUUUCUUUCUUUCUUUUCUCCUUCUUUUUUAUUUUCCAUAUCUCUUUCUCUCGCUUUCCUUCUUUCUUACUUUCUUUCUUUCUUUCUUUCUUUCUUUCUUUCUUUCUUUUCUCCUUGUUUGUUAGUCAGUUUACCUUGAUUGCUUCAUUCUUUCUUUUUAUUUUCCAUAUUCUCUUUCUCUCGAUUUCUUUCUUUCUUUCUUUCUUUCUUUCUUUCUUUCUUUCUUUCUUUCUUUCUUUCUUUCUCCAGAAUGAAGCAAUUAAACUUUUUUUAUUUUCCAUAUCUUUUUCUCCCGCUUUCUUUCUUUCUUUCUUUCUUUCUUUCUUUCUUUCUUUCUUUCUUUCUUUCUUUCUUUCUUGUUCAUAUCCCUUGAUUGCUUCAUUCAUUUUUGUUUCUGUUUUUUUUUCUCUUUCUUUAUCCUUUACUUUAUCUUGUUUGUUUCAUUAUUUCUUUCCAUUUCCUAUCCUUUUAUUUUCCAUAUUCUCAUUUCUUUCCCUUGAUUGCUUCUUUCUUUCUUUCCAUUUUCUGACUCUUUAUUUUCCAUAUUCUUUUCUUUCGUCGUUUUUCCUUUCAUUUUUUCUUUCUUGUUUGUUAGAAUGUUUCCAUUUAUUGCUUCAUUUUUUCUUUCUUUUCAUUUUCCAUAUUACCUUUCUCUCGCUUUUCUUUUUUCAUUCAUUCUUUCUAUUUUUCUUUUUCUUUCUUUCUUUCAAUUUUCUGUCUUUCUUGUCACAAUUCCCUUUCUUUCUUCUUUCUUUCUUUCUUUCGUACUUUCUUUCUUUUUUUUUAUCUUUUACCAUCCUCAAAUACUGGUUGAAGGGCUACGCUCGUAGAUAUAGAUAUUUACAUAUCACAAUUGGCCAUAUCUAUCUAUCUAUCUAUCUAUCUAUCUAUCUAUCUGUCACAGUCUGUUCACAUGUCACUCGCUCUAUCAAUUACUGUCUGUUCCCAUCUAUCUAUCUAUCUAUCUAUCUAUUACAGUCUGUUCACAUAUUUCUAUCUAUCUAUCACGACCUGUUCACAUCUAUCUAUCUAUCUAUCUAUCUAUCUAUCUAUCUAUCUAUCUAUCUAUCUAUCUAUCACCGUCUAAUAGAUGUGUUCCACUAUAACACACGGUUUGUUCACAUCUAUCUAUCUAUCUAUCUAUCUAUCACGGUCUGUUCAUAUCUAUCUAUCUAUCACGGUCUGUUCACAUCUAUCUCUCUAUCACGGUCUGUUCACAUCUAUCUAUCUAUCUAUCACACGAAUUUUUUUUAG